Messenger RNA from Volvox carteri f. nagariensis, 1275 nucleotides. It is a transcript of the gene phDZ2, whose product is annotated as extracellular matrix glycoprotein pherophorin-DZ2. Lineage: Eukaryota; Viridiplantae; Chlorophyta; Chlorophyceae; Chlamydomonadales; Volvocaceae. The record is from RefSeq and is a predicted model, not a curated record. The coding region runs from base 1 to 1275 and encodes 424 amino acids. The transcript has 10 exons.
AUGAGGCAUUUUCGGAGGCAGCCUUUCCUGCCCUUCCUGCCGCCCAGGGCUGCAAGCGCGGAUGCACAGGACUUCUAUUACGGUGACUACGACGUGGCCUUGGGCGAACAGACGGGCUUCGUCCCCAAUUUUCCUUAUCGAGAAUGUGCGACUAGAAUUGGCGCUUACAGGCUCGGACCGGAAGUGAAAUCGUUGGGCGGCGGAAAGUUUUGCUUCACCAUCAAGGUCCAGACCCAGAACUGCAACAAUGCUUGCUGCAACACAGACCUGUAUAAAAUUGAGUUCAAUGUUUCCGACAGCUGCAUUGUGCAGCCAGCUGCGGAUGUCAAGGCCACAAUCAAUGGCGUCUACACGCGAGUUGGUGCGGCUUUCGGACGGCCUGUUAAUGGCCGAAAUGGCACGGCUGUCCUGCGGCUCACGCAACUGGGGUUGGACACGACGAGCGCCCAGAAUGCGGAGCCUCCGGCCAUCGACGUACGUCCGUACCGGUACGACAAUCGUACGUGCUUCACCAUUCAAGACAACAUCGCGAACUACAUCAACGGCGCCCUCUACCAGAAUGGCGUGGACAUGCUGUCGUACUUUGCACCAGUCGCGGCCCUCUGUUCGGAUUUGGAGGUUCGCGUGUGCGGCACUUUCGCCUUGUCGGCCGACGCUCAGGCCUUCAAGGCCACGGCCGACGGUCUGAUGCCGUACCUCAUUCAGCAAGCCGCAGGCGGCGGCAGUGUUUGCAAGCCCGAGUUGGAGGGUUACACGGUGGAAAUCACCACCGAGGGCAGCACGUGCCUGGACCUCUCUUCCUCCCUCGCGUGCUCCCUGUCCCCCACACCCUUCCCGGGCAGCACGUGCAACAUGACCCAGGGCACUCUGCCAUUCACAGUGUCCACUCGCUACUCGGUGGCGGACAGGAAGCCCAACACCACCGAGUACUGCUUCACGGUGAACACGAUAACCCCAGACCAAAUCGUGCCGAGCGCUUGCGGCAGCGGCAGCGCCUCCAACGGCGUCCUCACCACUGUCGAGUGGUAUGCGAGCCAAGCCAUGGGUACCCUGGUGAAGGGACUCAACGUGUAUCCGGCUGGCGGCACCAAGGCCACGUUGCCUGUCAGCUGGGGACCGAUGGGCACAAACACUCUGAGAGUGCUUUGUGAGGGUGUACGGCACCAACAGCGGCUGCUGCCCCGUCUACCGUUCAGGGCGAUCAUAAGUCAGCCCGCUGCACAACUCAUGCUUGCUAGGUUAUACCUAGCACGACUGCUUGGCCAAUCUAUGUGA